GGGGUUCGUUUCUGCUGACUGCAGUGUCCCGAGAGGCGCUGCUGCUUCCGCUUUCUCGCCAGGCCCCUGCAGCCCCAGGCGUGAACCGAGGUUUCUGAACUACUGGGCGGGAGCCAACGUCUCUUCUUUCUCCCGCUCCGGCGGAGGCUUUGUCGCUGCGGGCUGGGCCCCAGGGUGCCCCCCAUGGCGGGGCCGCGGGUGGAGGUCGAUGGCAGCAUCAUGGAAGGGGGCGGCCAGAUCCUGAGAGUCUCUACGGCCUUGAGCUGUCUCCUAGGCCUCCCCUUGCGGGUGCAGAAGAUCCGAGCCGGCCGGAGCACGCCAGGCCUGAGUUCUGGAGGCUGGAAGUCCAGGAUCAAGGUCCUGACAAGGCCUCAACAUUUAUCUGGACUGGAAAUGAUUCGAGAUUUGUGUGAUGGGCAACUACAGGGGGCAGAAAUUGGCUCAACAGAAAUAACCUUUACACCAGAGAAGAUCAAAGGUGGAAUCCACACAGCAGAUACGAAGACAGCAGGGAGUGUGUGCCUCUUGAUGCAGGUCUCAAUGCCGUGUGUUCUCUUUGCUGCUUCUCCAUCAGAACUUCAUUUGAAAGGUGGAACUAAUGCCGAAAUGGCACCACAGAUCGAUUAUACAGUGAUGGUCUUCAAGCCAAUUGUUGAAAAAUUUGGUUUCAUAUUUAAUUGUGACAUUAAAACAAGGGGAUAUUACCCAAAAGGGGGUGGUGAAGUGAUUGUUCGAAUGUCACCAGUUAAACAAUUGAACCCUAUAAAUUUAACUGACCGUGGCUGUGUGACUAAGAUAUAUGGAAGAGCUUUCGUUGCUGGUGUUUUGCCAUUUAAAGUAGCAAAAGACAUGGCAGCAGCAGCAGUUAGAUGCAUCAGAAAGGAGAUCCGGGAUUUGUAUGUUAACAUCCAGCCUGUUCAAGAACCUAAAGACCAAGCAUUUGGCAAUGGAAAUGGAAUAAUAAUUAUUGCUGAGACCUCCACUGGCUGUUUGUUUGCUGGAUCAUCACUUGGUAAACGAGGUGUAAAUGCAGACAAAGUUGGAAUUGAAGCUGCCGAAAUGCUAUUAGCAAAUCUUAGACAUGGUGGUACUGUGGAUGAGUAUCUGCAAGACCAGCUAAUUGUUUUCAUGGCAUUAGCCAAUGGAGUUUCCAGAAUAAAAACAGGACCAGUUACGCUCCAUACGCAAACCGCGAUACAUUUUGCUGAACAAAUAGCAAAGGCUAAAUUUAUUGUGAAGAAAUCAGAAGAUGAAGAAGACACUGCUAAAGAUACUUAUAUUAUUGAAUGCCAAGGAAUUGGGAUGACAAAUCCAAAUCUGUAGAGUAUUUGCCUCUUAAAUGAUAACUCAUUGAUAUAUUGCACUAUUUCAUAAAUACUAUAAAAUAAUGACUGGGAAGUAACUUAUUAAAGGCUAUGACUUAAAUUUGAAGAUGAACUAUAGUGUUCUAGGUUUGCUGAGAAUGCUUCAUCAAAUUAAUCUCACUUUGAAUAUCUCCUGAGAGAUGGACAAUGAAAUAUCAGUCAGUGGAUAUGUGUGAUAGCUGAUUUCAAUAUUGAAGUAUUGAAAUAAAAUAUUCUUUACACCUGAA
This is a messenger RNA of Symphalangus syndactylus (siamang), 1591 nucleotides long. RefSeq names its product RNA 3'-terminal phosphate cyclase (gene RTCA). The record is from RefSeq and is a predicted model, not a curated record. NCBI's taxonomy places the organism in Eukaryota, Metazoa, Chordata, Mammalia, Primates, Hylobatidae. Gene Ontology annotation, cellular component: nucleus. Gene Ontology annotation, molecular function: RNA-3'-phosphate cyclase activity. Gene Ontology annotation, biological process: RNA processing.